Messenger RNA from Rhinocladiella mackenziei CBS 650.93, 786 nucleotides. RefSeq lists its product as uncharacterized. NCBI's taxonomy places the organism in Eukaryota, Fungi, Ascomycota, Eurotiomycetes, Chaetothyriales, Herpotrichiellaceae. The transcript has 2 exons. The coding region runs from base 1 to 786 and encodes 261 amino acids. The record is from RefSeq and is a predicted model, not a curated record.
AUGACCUACAUGGGUGGCCUGACUUUUGAUCCCGACGAUCCCUCCAACUUCUUGAAGAUACCGAACCUUGUCGCUGCGACGAGGUUUGGAUCUGCAAUGCUCAACCGACUUGGUUUAUACAAUUCCAUGACAAGUGCCCUUCGUAAUCUUGCUCGGACUGGGAGCCCAAUGGACGUCCUGGCCGGGUACUGCCACAUGAUGCGGCAACAUGAUGUCGUCGGAGAGGCUUUUUCAAAGAAGGAGGAACACCACCGAGACAGCAUCCAGUGGACGAUUCUCGAGAACCCUGCCCUGAAGUCAGCAGCUGAAUACAAAGUUACGAAGGUGAUAUCACUGUUGUUAUACAAUAAGAGCUAUGGCUAUGUCGAUCUCCUUAUCACGGACGGUAAGAAGCUCUACACUGUCAUCGAGUUUAAGAACAUCCCAAUCGCUUAUUUGGGACUUAGUGGAGAAGAGAAUCUCGAGAAAGCCCAACAGCUCGAAGCCAUGAAGCUGAUCGAGAUUCUUAAGCCAAGGUUCAAGGGCGAUAAUUACCGAACAGGUACCAUCCGCAGCUGGGUUGAUGGAAGAGGCAGCGGUCGAAAUUCUGGAAGUGUUCGCAGACAGCUUCAGUCUUACAUUACAGGGCCCACCGUGCAAAAGGAGAUUACGAACAAAAACUUCUGUGCUUUCACAGUAGUGAUUAUUGGAUCGUGUCAGAUACUCGUGCGGGAGAUGGAUAGGCAUGGUAAAUGGGUCGACGAAUUUGAUCUUGCGAGAUGGAAUGGGGGAAUACUCAAGAAAUGA